Messenger RNA from Asparagus officinalis (garden asparagus), 2972 nucleotides. RefSeq lists its product as uncharacterized. Lineage: Eukaryota; Viridiplantae; Streptophyta; Magnoliopsida; Asparagales; Asparagaceae. The transcript is spliced from 5 exons. The coding region runs from base 490 to 1830 and encodes 446 amino acids. The record is from RefSeq and is a predicted model, not a curated record.
UUCUCUGCCAAUUCACUCUCUCGCUCUCGGUGUGCCCUUUUCCGACUGGCCUCUCACUCUCCACCGCCGCCGCCUCCUCCUCCUCUGACAGAGUUGAUAUCGAGGGUGAUAAUGGCAACAGACUCUCUGUGAAUACGAAUACGAAGUCGAGGAUACUGAAAUUCUGGGAAAAGCCCUGAGUUUUCGCUAGGGUUUUUUUUGAAACACCCAAGGGAUUCUACUUGAAGUUUGGAAGAAUCCCGGAGCAAUAUAGUGAUGAUUGUAUUUAAUAGGUCCUGAGAUGCUCCGUUACCAUUGUUGGCUUGUCAAUCUUGACUUAAGAUCGUGUUUUGUAUGUCAAUGCUAGCUACUGAAGUUUUUGGUCACAUGUGAAGGUUUACUUUCUCAGAGUUGUCUGCUGCUUCAUUGCAUCAGCCGAAGUGUCGCAGAUAUGUCAUUAAGGUUCUCAUUUCUAAUUGAGGAUCUUCAACUGUCUAAGUAUUAUGAAAAAUGUGGGACAAGAGAGAAAACAACUGGAUGUGCAACAACCAGAAUUUGAAUUUUGAUUCUGUCAGUCAUCAGACCCCUUUUGUAAAGAACAUGAGAUCCCCACCUUCUAGUUCAAAUGGACAAUUUUUUGCUGAGGUAACAAAGAAAAGAAAAUCGACGGAUACGGAUGUAGGUCAUGAUGAUUUCUCUGCAAGAUUCUUGGGAAAUAUUGGAGGUAGAGUGGGGCAUCCACUGCAGAGAGAGUAUGCAUCACAGCAUAAUGUAGCUUUAACUCCACCACUGAAUUUCCAAAUGCUAUUUAAUCACAAUUCAGAACAGUCUAAUCCCAGCAAUCCUGAAUCUCAAUAUAGGGCCUUCCAGUUUUAUAAUACUGGCAGUUCGACAUCAGAAACAAAAGAGGAGAAUAGCAAAAAAGAUUCAUUAAGUGGCUUGCAAUCCUUUCCAGUCCACACUCUUCAUGAAAUUUGUAAAAAUGAAGAUUCUAAACAGCUUGUUUCUGGUAAUACUAUCCAAUAUGAACCGAGCAAAUUCCCAUCAUAUUAUAGGCACUGUAGCGGUCUAACAGAAAUGUCUCAGGUUGCUUCUAGGUUAGAUAGUGAUGAACAUAAUAGGAUUCUAUCCAAUCCAUAUCUGUAUCCAUUGAGAACACCUUUGAAUAAUAUGACAACUUGUUCGUCUAGUUUGAUGGUGGUUAAUGAGAAUUUUCAUUCUGAUAUGGGAGAUGGGCACAAGUUCUGUAAAAGUGGGCCGUUUGCUAUUUCAGUCGGCGAAACACAGCCUGUACGAGCACCUGCGCUCAGUGAAGGGAGGGUAGCUUAUGAGAGUUAUCAAAACUAUGAUACUUUGAUAAGAUCUGAAAGUUCUUAUAACCAUGACGACUUGCGUUCUGACUUGAAUCAUAAGGAAAAGAUGGAUCAUAAGGAAAAGAUGGAUCCACCGAAAUCUCUAUUGCCAGUGCAUGCUGAAUCUUCUUCUAAGGAGAGAUGGCCGGAUCAUGUUGGUUUUGAAGAAAAUCUUUACCAGCAGGAUGCAAAGUCAACUUCUAAAAAUACAUGUCACCAAUCUGGGGAGGAAAGCUUGCUUAUAAGUAUUGAUGGUCUUGCAAACAGAUUAGUAGAGCCUAAUGAUAGGCAGCUGAUAAAUUUGGAAGAACUUAAUCAGUCAGUUUCUGAGAAAACGUCACCAUUGAUAGUAGAGAAGCUCUGGGAUGGGUCCCUUCAGCUAAACACUUCAACAACAGUGUCUGCAGUUGCGUUCUUCAAAAGGUCACUUAACUUUCCCCACAAUCUAAUAAUCUAUUUUUGUUCCGUUCAGUUAUUAACUUGCAGCAUCUCCUUCUAGGCGAAUAUCUUCAUUAAGAAAUUCAGUUAUAAAUUGUCGAUGUUAUAUUGGUCUUACAAGUUUCCUUCACGUAUGCUCUUAAACCAGCUAACAAAGCAGAAUAAGAAGAAAUAAUUCUAUUACUCAGGGGGCAAUAUAAAAUAGUACAAACAAAUAAAUAAAUGUGUAUGUUUUAUCUCCAAUAACCUCCUUAGUCAGUCUUACAAUUCACAAAUACUUUGCGAGCCUAGUGUACACAGUAGGAAUGCAACUACAUGCACAUAGAUAUUUAACCACUUCAGACACAGGGGCAUAUAUUCCUUGUAGCACAAGAUUUAUGUUAUUAAUUAAGCUUAGCUCAUGCAGUAUUACCAUUUCUUCCUAAGUGGGGGGUCAUGGGUUUAAACCUCCCAUCGGGGUUUAGGAUUAAAAUACAGGAGUGCUGCUGAUGCAUUCAUCAUACAACUCAAGUCCAUGACAUACUACUAACAUUGUGGAGGCUCAUUCUGAUCCCUUUGCAUAACAAGAGUUUUUUCCCCUUUACGAGCUUCUUUCCUUCACUUUGAGGUAUUUUUUCGCUUCACGAGAGUUUCCAUGAUGCAGUAUUAUAUGUCUUUCUCCAAACAAAGGAAAAAGGGGAAUAAAUUUUGAGGAUCGAAGGAGCACGCAAUAUUUUGUAAAGAACAGUGAAUUCAGUUACAAGAAAGCCACUUGAUUAGUUGAUUAUAGUAGUGCGAGUAACAAGUAGCAAUAAUUCAGUUACAAGAAGGCAACUUGAUUAUAGUAUGUCUUUUGCAAAUAUCAACUGGAAUAUGAGGGUAUGGAAACAAAUUUAAUAGUGUAAAACCUUUUAUGGAAAGUUUAUGUUUGUUGGCUCUCUUUCUUCUACUAUGAUUAAGAACUUAAGUGAAGUAAUAGACCUUUCACAAUAUGAAGUCACAGUUUUGAAGGAAGGAGAAGAAGAAAAGUGAGCUAUUAUUGGUUUCAACAAGCAUGAAGAACAUUAAUAAUUCUGAAAGUAUAAAUGCAGUAACCUAAUGCUCUGAGUUGCCUCUCAGACCACAUGAACAUUGUUGAGAAUGUUAAGAAAAAUGGACCUACUCAAAUAUUAUGCCAUCAAGUAGGAAAUAAAGUGCUUGAUGCUUCCUUCUGAAAGGAAAACC